CAGGAGCCAAGCAGAGGAACUAACAGCUCCCACACAGCGUCAGCCUUUCUCAUCUGCAUAGAAACCAACAGGACAAGAUUAUGACCAUGAAAAGCGUCCGUUCCCUGGCUGGUAUCCUUCUGGUCCUCUGUUUCGUCCAGAGCAGCUUGCAGGUUCCUCUGCUCGGAUCCGAUGACAACUCAAGUUUAGAGGCAGAAGACACGGCAGCCGAUGACCCGAGGGAGCUGUCAGACAUGAAGAGGCAUUCAGAGGGAACCUUCUCCAACGACUACAGCAAAUACUUGGAGGACAGGAGAGCACAGGACUUUGUUCGGUGGCUGAUGAACAACAAGCGGAGUGGUGCUGCUGCUAAGCGCCAUGCAGAUGGGACCUUCACCAGCGACGUGAGCUCCUACCUCCAGGACCAGGCGGUCAAGGACUUUGUCGCCAGGCUGAAGUCUGGACAAACCCGAAGAGAAUCUGAAAUGGACAGACAGGGUGAGGCUCUCAGCAGGAGGCAUGUAGAUGGGACCUUCACCAGUGAUGUGAACAAGGUCUUGGACUCCAUGGCCGCCAAGGAAUAUUUACUCUGGGUCAUGAACUCCAAGGCCUCAGGGGAAAGUAAGAAAAGGCAAGAGGAGCAGUGAGAGUUUCUUCCUGGAAUCCACUUGUGUGCUGC
Messenger RNA from Myripristis murdjan (pinecone soldierfish), 658 nucleotides. RefSeq names its product glucagon-1-like. Gene Ontology annotation, biological process: response to starvation. NCBI's taxonomy places the organism in Eukaryota, Metazoa, Chordata, Actinopteri, Holocentriformes, Holocentridae. Gene Ontology annotation, cellular component: extracellular region. The transcript has 6 exons. Bases 81 to 626 code for a protein of 181 amino acids. The record is from RefSeq and is a predicted model, not a curated record. Gene Ontology annotation, molecular function: hormone activity; glucagon receptor binding.